Engraulis encrasicolus (European anchovy) is the source of this 479-nucleotide messenger RNA. Its product is annotated as cytochrome c oxidase subunit 7B, mitochondrial. The record is from RefSeq and is a predicted model, not a curated record. Gene Ontology annotation, biological process: mitochondrial electron transport, cytochrome c to oxygen. The transcript has 3 exons. Lineage: Eukaryota; Metazoa; Chordata; Actinopteri; Clupeiformes; Engraulidae. Bases 93 to 344 code for a protein of 83 amino acids.
CUUCCAGUGACGCACUUCCGAGCAGUAAUCUGCCAUUUUGUUGUUGGUUCUUCAAGGGUGUCCUCGGUCGGAACAGCAGGGCAAUAUCAAACAUGUUCAGGUUCGCUAAAGCCGCUGUGAAUCUUACGGGCCAGAGUGCACGACAGGUUGCAAGGCGACAGACUCACUCGGACGUGAGCUCUGAAUUCCACAACAAGUAUGGGUACCCACUGAUCGGCGCUGGCGCGGUCUUCUGCGUUGCUGUCUGGACCUACGUGCUGACACAAACUGGCAUCACGUGGAACCUGUCACCCGUGGGCAAGGUGCAGCCUAAGCCAUGGAGGGUGGAUUCAGAAGAGGAGUAAAGACCACUUCCGGACGAUGAUGGCCCCCCACAACGGCUGUUGACUCUCCUUAUUCCUUGUUUUACUAUAAAUGAUGUACAUCUGAACUGUUCAAAGUGGUGUGAUGUGUGUAAUAAAUUAAUUCCAGUACGAAGA